AAUGACUGUACUUUUUCCCCACAAAGGUGACAGCAGCCAUGUAUCAGCGUGUUUUGUUGUUUUACAACAGCUACAUCAAACAUUACCUGUUUCCUCAAGUUGAGGAGUCCAACGAAGGAUAUCAGAACCAUCACAAGAAGAAAAUUCAAAUAGCAGGUCAGGCUAUUCAGAACACGGCACUGCCACUGGAUAUAAGAGUGCAGGGAGUCCACAACAUUGGAUUACUGGCAUACACCGGUAGCUAUGGAGUUGCGAUGUGCGUUGCAGAGUACAUGCCCACCAUUGUUGACUUCCUGCGAUCUCCAGACAUAUCAGAUGAUCAAAGGAUCAGGGUACUAGAGAGCCUGACAGGAAUGUGUUACAUGCAUCUGAGCAACCAGCACCAAGCCUGCAUCCUUGGCCUGUACCACCUCUUGCCGGAGCUGAUGGAUCCAGCUAGUCCCCUGUCCACCAGAGCCAAACUGUGGAGCUGCUACCUCCUCAACACCCUGUGCUACAACAACGUCCCAGCGAUCCGCAAACUCAUGAGCUCACAGAGCCUCAGGGGGAGCCUUGAGGUCCUGGAGGGAGAAGACUGGUUUGGUUGGCCCAAGAACCAUGCCCAGGAACUGCUUUGCAUUCUCGGGUUCUGGCCAGCACAAAUGAUCAAGAUCCCAGAAAACAAAAGCAGUUGAGAUACAAAAAGGUGGCUCCCAGAGAACACCUUCAAAUGUUAAAAAGAAAUGCAUCUUUAAAUAAAGUGUUUAUUUCAAACAAUCUAC
Molecule: messenger RNA, 761 nt
Organism: Osmerus eperlanus (European smelt)
Lineage: Eukaryota; Metazoa; Chordata; Actinopteri; Osmeriformes; Osmeridae
Product: armadillo-like helical domain-containing protein 2
Exons: 3
Coding region: 39-674 (211 amino acids)
Source: RefSeq, a predicted model, not a curated record